Molecule: messenger RNA, 1382 nt
Organism: Dendrobium catenatum
Lineage: Eukaryota; Viridiplantae; Streptophyta; Magnoliopsida; Asparagales; Orchidaceae
Product: glycerol-3-phosphate dehydrogenase [NAD(+)]
Exons: 11
Coding region: 149-1231 (360 amino acids)
Biological process (GO): carbohydrate metabolic process; glycerol-3-phosphate catabolic process
Cellular component (GO): glycerol-3-phosphate dehydrogenase (FAD) complex; cytosol
Molecular function (GO): NAD binding; protein homodimerization activity; glycerol-3-phosphate dehydrogenase [NAD(P)+] activity
Source: RefSeq, a predicted model, not a curated record
CGUUCGUUCCGGGAAGGCCAACGAUCACGGUCUCUUCUGCAUCCGCUCUUAAUUUAUAGCGUCCUUCCAUUUUCUUCUGUUCUCUCUCUUCAUAUUCUUCUACUCUUCUCCCCCCUUCUCCUCAGCAUUCCACCGCCGCCCGGCAACAAUGGGAGAGGCGGGACAUGAGGCGGCGGUGGAGCAAUUCCGGGUGUCGGUGGUCGGAAGCGGCAAUUGGGGAAGCGUCGCCGCCAAGCUCGUCGCCUCGAACACCAUCGGACAUCCAUUCUUUCACGAUGAAGUGAGGAUGUGGGUGUUCGAGGAGGUGCUGCCCUGCGGCGAGAAACUCAGCGACGCCAUUAAUAGGACUAAUGAGAAUGUCAAGUACCUAAAUGGUGUAAAGCUUGGGAAGAAUGUUGUGGCUGAUCCUGACCUCGAGAAUGCCGUGCGGGAGGCAAACAUGCUGGUUUUUGUGACUCCACACCAGUUCAUGGAGGGAAUAUGCAAGAGGCUGGGGGGAAAGAUAAGGUCUGAUGCCGAGGGGAUAUCUCUUAUUAAAGGCAUGGAAGUAAAAAAAGAAGGGCCAUGCAUGAUCUCUAAGCUCAUAACAGAUAUGCUUGGCAUCAAUUGUUGCGUUCUCAUGGGUGCUAACAUUGCUAAUGAGAUAGCUUUUGAAAAGUUCAGCGAAGCAACUAUAGGCUAUAAACACAGCAAAGAAGUUGCACAGAGAUGGGCGAAGUUGUUCAGCCAAUCAUACUUCCUAGUCUCUGCAGUGCAAGACAUAGAAGGAGUCGAGUUAUGUGGUACACUAAAGAAUGUGGUUGCCAUUGCAGCAGGUCUUGUUGAUGGCUUGGACAUGGGAAAUAACACCAAGGCAGCAAUCAUGAGGAUUGGCCUGCGAGAGAUGCGAGCAUUAUCCAAACGAUUAUUCUCAUCAGUCAAAGACAGCACCUUCUUUGAGAGUUGUGGUGUAGCUGAUGUCAUUACAACAUGCCUUGGAGGAAGGAACAGGAGAGUUGCUGAAGCAUUUGCAAGGACCGGUGGUAAAAAAUCUUUUAAUGAGUUAGAAGAAGAACUAUUGCAAGGGCAAAAAUUGCAGUUGUACAGCAGGAAACAUCCAGUAGGUAUAAACUGCAGAAUUUGCAUGCACUCCAAACAUUCAAAACAGCUUUUCAAGUUUAUGACAACAGCAUAUAGUUUCAGACAAGUUUUAGAUAAGCAGACUAGGUUACAUCCUAUGUUUAAAAGGUGAUUUAUUACACAUACAGUGAAGCUUCUAAUGCCAUUCUCAACCAUCGAAAUUUAACCUUCCAAUAACGUUAUUUUGAAGGGUGUUUCAACCGCAAAAGAAGUAUAUGACGUUUUAAGUCACCGGGGAUGGCAAGGCUUAUUUCCACUUCUGA